AUGACUUGUAGGCAUAUACCACAAGUAUCUUCAUCAUCAUUACCAUCAUUAUCAUCAUCAUCAUCACCACUACAAUGUCAUUACAGUACUAGCAACAAUACAACAACGACGACGACAAGGAAGACUAAGAAGUGUUCAAAGUUUUCCUUGUCUUCACCUUCUUCAUCAUCAUCAUCAUCAUCUUCUUCAUUAUAUACUAACAAUAAUAACAAAUCAAUAUCAACAACAACAAUCACAAUCACAAAAGAUUUAUUGUACAGUAAUUUAUUAGUACAAUAUACAACCAAUGCCAACGUAUUAGAUCAAAGAGAAUUGGAUUCUCUUAAAUGGGUAAUUAAUCAAUAUGGUAUGGGUGCACCAUUGGAUUCAUCGGCUUGUAAUAAUCUACACUUUCCUUAUUUUUCAUGUCAAUUUGUUAGAGGUUUCUAUCGAGUCGUUCGAAUUGAAUAUGAAGAAAAUAAUCAAAUAUUUCAAGAUAAUAUUGAUACAACGAUAACAGAGUUGUAUUUCCCAGAUUUGGAAAGAUUCUAUUUAUAUACCGAUCCCUUUCUAGAACCAAGUAAAAAUAUAUUAUCACUUCUCCAAAAUAUGCCAUAUCUUGUUGACCUAAGAAUUAGAAAUCAAAUGAGAUUAACAAUCAUCCCUGAUAAAUUCCCUUUUGAAUCAAAAUCUUUAGAAGUUUUUCGAUUUACAAAUAAUGCAGCAAAAGAAAUUACUAAUUUUAAUUCUACCUUUUAUCCAAAAUUAAAAGAUUUUGAAUUUUCAAUAAUAUCAUCAAUACCAAACGAUUUUGGAAGAGGAAUGACAUCAAAAAUAACGGUCAAUGUUAAAUCUGGUAGUAAUUUGGCACCUGAUUCAUUGUGUAAUGUUAGUUCAUUGUCGGUGCAAUCAUAUUAUCCGGGUUUGACAAGUGGUUAUGUUGCCAAUUGUUUUCUGUGUUAUCUCAAUAUUGCACCUGUACAUAUACACCCACAACCUGUUAUACCACCAUUGCUGGAUUGUCCAUCGAUCAUUUCAGUGACUGGUAUUCGAUACACAGCCUCCAAGAUCACCAUUUAUGGUACUAAUCUAGGUUGGGCAGUUCAAGGUGACGUUGAUUAUCUCUUGACUGCUAUUGUACCAAACUCUAUUCUCGAAUAUGGUGUCAACCCACUAUCCCCCAAAUUUGCAGCAUCGAUUAGUGAAGGAGACCAUCCUUUGGCAUCGCUAUCGGCCAAUCGAGACACACUCCAACUCUUUCUCUCUGGGUCAAAAGGUCUAAAGAUAUCAGUACCACUCUACAAGAUAUCAUUGGACGAUGUAGUCACUAGACAAGAAUCAUUUUCAAUCUCUGUUGAAAUGCAAGUCUUUUUCAAUCCAAAUCUCAAACAUACAUUCUUAUUUGAUGGUCAACCCAUUUGCUCAGACCUCCAACCCCCUUUAAAACCAGGUAUCCUUUCAUGUAGAGUACCCAUCCUUCCAACUGGUGGUGAGCAAUUUAAUAUUACAGUUUUAAAUGAUUAUGAAUCUUCAACUUUUAUUUCAACUUUUACUUUGGGUACUGUAUAA
Cavenderia fasciculata is the source of this 1548-nucleotide messenger RNA. RefSeq lists its product as uncharacterized. The record is from RefSeq and is a predicted model, not a curated record. NCBI's taxonomy places the organism in Eukaryota, Evosea, Eumycetozoa, Acytosteliales, Cavenderiaceae. The transcript has 6 exons. Bases 1 to 1548 code for a protein of 515 amino acids.